AAAAAGUACUGUGGAGUCGGAGUUCCUACUCAGAGAAAAAAUAUGCUGCGUUCCACACCAUGACGUCAUAUUUACCUACCGGAACUCGCAGCCGGGAGUCGUGUCCACGAAGAAGAAUGGCCGGGCUGCUGAAAAAGACAACCGGCCUGGUCGGUCUGGCAGUGUCCCACAACCCACAUGAGCGUCUUAGGAUUUUGUACUCAAAGAUCUUGGCAUCCGUGCAGACCAUGCCACAGGACGCAGCCUACAGGAAGUACACAGAGCAGCUGGUCAACGAGAGGUUCAACCACGUCAAGACGGAGCCUGAUGUUGAGAAGCUGGAGAAGAAGAUAAACUGUGGGCAGAUUGAAGAAGUCAUUUUCCAGGCGGAGUGUGAGCUGGCUCUGUCCAGGAAGAUGUCGGAGUGGAAGCCAUGGGAGCCGUUGAUGGAGGAGCCUCCUCCCAACCAGUGGAAAUGGCCUGUCUGAAUGCACCUGUGUAUGCUGUCUGUUCCUUACCUCUGCUUCUAAUGAAAUGCAAAUAAAAGUCCUGCAAAUAUUG
This is a messenger RNA of Micropterus salmoides (largemouth bass), 540 nucleotides long. It is a transcript of the gene ndufa5, whose product is annotated as NADH:ubiquinone oxidoreductase subunit A5. The transcript has 5 exons. NCBI's taxonomy places the organism in Eukaryota, Metazoa, Chordata, Actinopteri, Centrarchiformes, Centrarchidae. The record is from RefSeq and is a predicted model, not a curated record. Bases 60 to 467 code for a protein of 135 amino acids. Gene Ontology annotation, biological process: respiratory electron transport chain.